Messenger RNA from Rhea pennata, 2938 nucleotides. It is a transcript of the gene CNKSR1, whose product is annotated as connector enhancer of kinase suppressor of Ras 1. The transcript has 19 exons. Gene Ontology annotation, molecular function: protein binding. Lineage: Eukaryota; Metazoa; Chordata; Aves; Rheiformes; Rheidae. Bases 1 to 2520 code for a protein of 839 amino acids. The record is from RefSeq and is a predicted model, not a curated record.
AUGGAGCCCGUCGGCGCCUGGAGCCCCGCGCAGGCGGCUGCCUGGCUCCGAGGCCUGGACGCGGCGGUGCAGGGGUACCCCUUCGAGGCGUGGGGGCUGCGCGGCGCCCAGGUGCUGCGGCUGUCGGCGGGCGCGCUGGAGGCGCUGGGCGUGCGGCGCGUGGGCCACCAGGAGCUGCUGCUGGAGGCCGUGGAGCAGCUGCGGGCGCUGGACGAGGAGCCGGCGAGCACGAGCCUGCGGGCGCUGGCGGGGACGCUGCGGGCGCUGGCGCGCCGGGCGCAGGCCCUGGCGCUGGGUGAGCGCCGCGCCGGGGCCGAGCCGCGGCCGCCCUCCCUCGAGCUGCUGGCCUGUGUCGUCGACCUCGUCGGGGCCGCCAAGGAGCUCUUCUCCUGGCUCAACAGGUACCUCUUCUCCACCCUGAACGACUACUCGGCCAGCCGCGACAUCGUCCACCUCUGCGCCGAGCUGGUGGAGGCUCUGCAGGGGUGCCAGCACAUCGUGGGCAUCUGCGAGGGCAUCGUGGGCUGCAGCCCCGCGGCGCUGCUGGACUGCACGGCCGUGCUGCAGCGCGUGGAGCUGGCGCCAGCUCUGCCCCCCGCCGCCGCGCUGGACCUGGAGAUCAUGUCCACCAGCUCCGGCCAGCACUUUGUAUCCGGGACGGCCUCAGAGGCGCUGCCCGAGCGCGGCUCCCCCGUCCUGCCCGGAGACGAGAUCGUGCAGGUCAACGAGCAGGUCGUGGUGGGCUGGACACGUGCCAAUCUGGAGAAGAAGCUGCUGGAGAAGCCGAGCGGGGCCACGCUGGUGCUGAAGAAGAUCCCCCUCAGCCUCCCCGGCUCCCCCCAGGCUGCCAGGCAGCCGGUGAGCGAUCCCAGCGCUCCCAGUACAGCCCCAGUGCCGGACUGGGUGGUGCUGGGAGAAUGGAAAGGCGUUCGCAGAGCCGGCGCCUGCUGCCGGCGCUUCUGUCCGAGGCAAAAGGCCCGACCCCGGCUGGAGGCGCCGGACGGUGCCUUGAUUUCCCCAGGGGGGCAAAAAAGCAGAGGGGCUGGUUUAGCCGGUGCCUCGCCGCUGCUCCGCGCCGCUGCUCUCCCUCCUCCCCUGCUUUUCCGGGGAGGGAGAAACGCCCGUGCCCGAGCGACCUGCGAGCCGGGCCAGCGGCGCGUGACCUGGCGCCGGCACCUCCGCGGCCGCCGGACCGGCCCCGACAGGAGGGGAUUUUUACCCCGAGGGAUCCCUGUUCCCUACAGCACGGCUGCCGACUGGGAAUUGGGGCCUGACUUGGCACUGGACCCCACCACCGACGACGAGGAGGAGGAGGAGCGAGACUGCAGCCUGCCCGGCCAGGACGUCGGGGACCUGGGAGCGCUCGGAGACGGUGCCUCGGAGGACGCGGCGGCGGGGAGAAGCGCGCCGCCGGCCAGCCCGCGCUCGCCGGGCGCCCUCGCUGCCGCCAGCCCCGUGGAGCUCGGCCCCCCGGGAGCCGCCGGGAGCGGGGCUGGCAGUCGGGGCGCCCAGCCCAGCCAGCUCCCCGGUGAGGGCAGCCCCAAAACGUGCUGCAGAACCAAAGGAGUGGCGACCAGGCUGAGCCGCCGGCGGGUCUCGUGCCGGGACCUGGGCCGGGUGGACUGCGAUGGCUGGCUCCUGAAGAAGAAGGACCACGUGGGCUUCAUGGCCCAGAAGUGGAAGCGUUGCUGGUUCGUGCUGAAAGGCCACACGCUCUACUGGUACAACCACCCCAACGAUGAGAAGGCUGCGGGUCUCAUCAACAUGGCCACUUACGAUCUGGAAAGCACGCGGGAGCAGAAGAAGAAAUAUGUUUUCCAGCUCUCCCAUGAGAAGUACAAGCCCUUCAUCUUCGCUGCAGAAACACUCGCUGAUUUGAGCAUGUGGGUCAGUCAUCUGAUAACGGCCAAAACGAAGUACACGCUGGCCCACCAGUCUGUCCCACAGAAGGAGGAAGACUGCUACAGCGAGACGGAAGCUGAGGACCCGGAUGAUGACUCUCCCAGGCACGGCUGCGAUUCUCCAAAGAGAAAGCUGCAAAAUGCCCCAGAGAAAGCCCAGCUCUUCCUAGCCAGUGGUGAACCCAGCAGUGCAGCCAGCAGCCCCCAGGGCAGCCCCCGGCCCUGCUCACCCAUGGACUCCUCCGGGGAGGAUCUCGAGAGCCUGAUGCAGGGCCUGAAGCAGGGCGGGGUGUCCCUCAUCGGGAGGCAGCGGUUCCUGACGGAGGAGCAGUACCGCAAAUCCUUCAUCAAGCGCAACAAGAACCCCCUCAUCAACGAGAAGGUGCACCUGGUGCGGGCCCUGCAGAGCACACUCAAGGCAAAGCUCACAGAGCUGCAGGUCCUGGAGCAGCUGCUCAGCGAUGCUGCGCUCACCUCAGAGAAGUUCACAAGCUGGAAGGAAGAGCACCAGGACCUGUACCAGGAGCUGCGGGAGUGGUGGGUGCGUCAGCAGGGCCAGGACCUCGACGGGGGGCUUGGGGCCGAGCCCAGCCCGCUGCAAGAAGCAGCCGAACCGUGACAUCUCACCAAGGCCUGCCACUCCUUCCUGGCUGGACAUCUCCAGCACACAUCUCUCCCAUGAAAAAACACCGUGCUGCAGGAGCAAAGAGGAUGCUCUGCCUGUCCCAGCUGGUCCCAUGGCAUGGGAUAGUUGUGCAGCAGGAGGGGUUUGUGUCAUUUUUGAAGGCAGAGACUUGAGUAUGGACUUUUGUGUGAGAAAUGGCUUCUGCUACCUCUCCACUCGUUGAAACAAGACAUUGCUGUGACAGCAUGGAGUCUUGCUUUCUUCAAGGACAUUUUGUCUUGGAUCCACACUGGCAACAAGGGCCUUUUCCUGGAGGAACAUGGCCCUCACGCCCCUGACUCGUCUGCCAGCAUGGUGCCUGCAGUUGGCCAGGCCUGGGUCCCUUCUGCUGUAAAUAAAACUAUGUCGAUGA